Molecule: messenger RNA, 3253 nt
Organism: Prunus avium (sweet cherry)
Lineage: Eukaryota; Viridiplantae; Streptophyta; Magnoliopsida; Rosales; Rosaceae
Gene: ERD1
Product: Clp ATPase
Biological process (GO): cellular response to heat
Cellular component (GO): cytoplasm
Molecular function (GO): ATP hydrolysis activity; ATP binding
Source: RefSeq, a predicted model, not a curated record
AGAAGCAAAAAACAAGUCUUUGCUUGCAAAUGAAGGGAUGUCGUCGGACGUGGUUAACAACAGCAUCAAACACUUUUCUUCGGCCUUGAGCUCUUAAUAACAGAUUGAUCAAUAUAAGAUAUUUAGACGAAAAUCCUCCAUUAUUCUUUAUACUAUUUUUGAAAGCAAAGCGAAGCAAAAUCUUCCCACCUCAAAGCCCUCUCUCUCUCUCUCUCUCUGCCCAGAGAAAAUUCAGAGUUCAGAAGAAUGCAAGUGUCAUCGUCUUCAUCCUCUGUGCUGAUACCAUCACUUCAAUGGAGGGCUCCAUCUCACCAGACAUCAUUUCCUUACUUUCCAUUACAAUCUGCUAACACUUGUAUUAGCAGUUGCUGCUGUGCUCAAUUUCAUCACCACCAUGAUCGCAGCAGAAGCAGCAGCAGCCAAGUCUUCUCUAUCUACCCAAUUCGCCUCAUCAACCCAUCAACCCCUUUCUCCUCUUCUUUCUUUUCUCAAUUCAAAGCUCGUCCCUUUCCCAGCGGCUCAACCGCCAGGAGAAGAAGCAAGCUUCGAAUCGUCUCUGAGGUCUUUGAACGAUUCACAGAGCGGGCAAUCAAAGCCGUCAUCUUUUCCCAAAGAGAGGCCAGAGCCCUUGGCAGAAACAUGGUCUUCCCCCAACAUCUUCUUCUGGGUUUGAUCGCCGAGGAGGAACAGCACCGUCAUCUUCAUCCUACUUCCCAUGGCUUUCUUGGGUCUGGCAUCACCAUUGACCAGGCUCGCGAAGCUGUUCAGAGCAUUUGGCAUCACCGUGGUCAAAGUCAAACUGCUUCUGCUGACCUUGUUCCUAAUGCUAGUCCUGGUCGAGCUGCUUCUGCUACUGAUGUCCCCUUUUCAAUUAGCACGAAGCGGGUGCUUGAGGCUGCGCUUGAGUAUUCAAGAGCCAGAGCUCAUAAUUUCAUUGCACCAGAGCACAUUGCCAUUGGCUUAUUCACUGCUGAUGAUGGCAGUGCUGGUCAGGUCCUUAAAAGACUGGGGGUAGAUGUAAACCAGUUGUUAGCUGAGGCAGCCUCCAGACUUCAAGUAGAGCUUGCCAGAGAUGGUAGAGAACCAUCUGGUGGAUUUCAAAAAACUUUUUCCAAAAAAUCAUCUGCUAAGAUAUCCUCUGAGAAUACAAAAGAGGAAAGUGUUUUGGACCAAUUCUGUGUGGAUCUUACUGCCCGUGCUAGUGAGGGGCUCAUCGAUCCUGUUAUUGGCCGAGAUACUGAAGUGCAGAGAAUUAUUCAGAUACUUUGUCGCAGAUCCAAAAAUAACCCCAUUCUUCUUGGUGAAAGUGGGGUCGGAAAGACGGCCAUUGUUGAAGGACUGGCGAUUAGUAUUGCACAGGCAGAUGUCCCUGCUUUUCUCCUGACAAAACGUGUGAUGUCCUUGGAUAUAGCUCUUUUAAUGGCUGGUUCAAAGGAGAGGGGAGAAUUGGAGGCGCGUGUUACCACAUUGUUAAGUGACAUACAAAAAUCAGGAAACAUUAUUCUUUUUAUUGAUGAAGUACAUACCCUUAUUGAGUCCGGAACAGUUGGACGAGGAAAUAAGGGGUCUGGUCUUGGCAUUGCUAAUCUAAUAAAACCGUCACUUGGGAGGGGUCAAUUACAGUGUAUUGCAGCCACCACUAUAGAUGAAUACAGGAUGCAUCUUGAAAAGGAUAAAGCAUUUGUUCGAAGAUUACAACCUGUGUGGAUUAAUGAACCAAGCCAGGAUGAUGCGGUUAGGAUUCUUUUAGGUCUGCGUGAGAAAUACGAGGCCCAUCACAAUUGCAGAUACGAACCAGAAGCCAUUGAUGCCGCUGUGUAUCUGGCAGCAAGAUAUAUAGCUGAUAGAUAUCUACCUGAUAAAGCUAUUGAUCUCAUUGAUGAGGCGGGAAGUAGAGCUCGAAUGGAAGCUUUUAAGAGGAAAAGAGAACAGCAAAUUGGUAUACUUUCAAAGUCACCGGAUGAUUAUUGGCAAGAAAUUCGAACUGUUCAGGCUAUGCAUGAAGUGGUCCUAGCAAGUGAACUGAAAAAUGGCACUGCCCCUAGUGUGGAUGAUACCAAAGAACCUAUGCUAGACUCCUUUUCAUCAUCCACAGCAGACAAUGAACCUACAGUGGUGAGAUCAGAUGAUAUAGCAGCAGUUGCCUCACUAUGGUCAGGAAUCCCUCUUCAGCAGCUCACUGCUGAUGACAGAAUGCUUCUGGUGGGUCUUGAUGAGAGGCUUAGGAAGCGGAUUGUUGGUCAAGAAGAGGCUGUUGAUGCCAUUUCUCGAGCUGUUAAGAGAUCCCGCGUUGGACUGAAGGAUCCUAACAGACCCAUUGCAGCACUGCUCUUUUGUGGUCCUACUGGGGUUGGCAAAACUGAAUUAACAAAAGCUUUGGCUGCAUGUUAUUUUGGAUCGGAAGAAGCCAUGCUACGGUUUGACAUGAGUGAAUAUAUGGAGCGGCAUUCUGUCAGCAAAUUAAUAGGGUCACCCCCAGGUUAUGUUGGCUAUGGAGAAGGAGGCACUCUGACUGAAGCUAUUAGAAGGCGACCUUUUACAGUGGUUGUGCUUGAUGAAAUAGAGAAAGCCCAUCCAGAUAUCUUCAACAUCCUUCUCCAAAUGUUUGAAGAUGGCCACCUCACUGAUGCUCAGGGACGGAGAGUAUCAUUUAAAAAUGCAUUGGUAGUGAUGACGUCCAAUGUGGGAUCUACUGUCAUUGCGAAGGGUAGACAGAGCUCCAUUGGUUUCUUGCUUGCAGAUGAUGAGGUAACUUCUUAUGCUGGAAUAAAAGCAACAGUAAUGGAAGAACUCAAGACAUAUUUUCGUCCAGAGUUGCUGAACAGGAUAGAUGAAGUAGUUGUAUUCCAUCCCCUUCAAAAGGCUCAGAUGCUCGAGAUUGUAAAUUUGAUGCUACAAGAGGUGAAGCAAAGGCUAAUGUCUCUGGGAAUGGGAUUGGAGGUGUCUCAAUCAGUGAAGGACCUCAUAUGUGAGCAAGGCUAUGACAGGUUUUAUGGUGCCCGUCCUCUUAGGAGGGCAAUUACAUCAAUAAUUGAAGAUCCGUUGAGCGAAGCGCUUCUUGCCGGAGGUUACAAGCCUGGUGAGACUGUCAUUAUCGAUUUAGAUGCUACCGGAAACCCUUUUGUAAGAAAUGGAUCAGAGCAGAGUGUCCACAUAUCUAAUACCAGUGUACAAAAUCCAUCUUGUAGUUAAUCCAUAUAAUCUUAUGAUCUUUUCGUAAUAGGCAUGCGCACAAGUUUUAUUGAAGUGCACA